Molecule: messenger RNA, 1725 nt
Organism: Halichondria panicea
Lineage: Eukaryota; Metazoa; Porifera; Demospongiae; Suberitida; Halichondriidae
Product: cyclin-A2-like
Exons: 9
Coding region: 205-1524 (439 amino acids)
Biological process (GO): mitotic cell cycle phase transition; regulation of cyclin-dependent protein serine/threonine kinase activity
Cellular component (GO): cytoplasm; cyclin-dependent protein kinase holoenzyme complex; nucleus
Molecular function (GO): cyclin-dependent protein serine/threonine kinase regulator activity
Source: RefSeq, a predicted model, not a curated record
UGCUCCUCCCGGAUCCCCGCGGCAAAUCAGAGUUUGAAUUUCGAAAGGUUGUUUUAGCAAGCUAGUUAGUUAAUUUGCUUCAGGCUAGCCUGCAAACCAAGAAAUGCCAUCCUUUGCUAAAGAUACGUUGCUAUGUGAAUAAUAGAACUGAAAGAUCCUUUUUAAAAACCACAAAACAAGAACAAAAACCACCACAUCAAAACUAUGGCUCAUCUUGUAGUUUAUCGGGAAACGAUCAUAGGGCAAGAAAACCAGUCAGGCAAUGGAGAAGACAAGACUCUGAGUAUUGGGAAGCACUCAAGAGGACCUGCUGAAGCAAAGCAGUUUGGAGCCAUCGGUACAGAAAACAAGAGAAGAGCUCUUGGCUCAAUAUCAAACACACAUACCCAGAGCAGUGGAUAUGGAAACAACCUGGGGGAGCUGUUGACCCACAAGACCACACUACAAGCAAAUGUUCAGUGCACAGUACCCACAAACUUUGAAGGCCUUCUACCAUCAAUCUCCAGUGGUCUACUGAGUGGCCAUGGGGGUAGGAAGAUCAGUACCGAUGUGUCUAACACCUCCUUUCUGUCCAACAGCCUGCUCUCAUUCGGAUCUCCAGGAGGUUCGUUUGGCUCUCCGAUGAUGCUCUCUCCUAGUGGGUGUGGCCCUCGUGAGGAAGUGGUGGAUGUGGAUUUAAUGGGCGACUGCUCUGCUACAAGAGAGUAUGCGAAGGACAUUUUCAUAUAUCUCAGAGAAGCUGAGGUUCGGUUUAAACCCAAGGCUAACUACAUUGCCAGGCAGCCUGAUAUCUCACAAGGUAUGCGGUGUAUUCUAGUGGACUGGCUGGUGGAGGUGUGUGAUGAGUUCAAGCUGGAUCAACAGACCCUCUAUCUGGGAGUGUCCAUUGUGGACAGGUUUCUCUCUGCGAUGUCUGUACUUCGCUCCAAGCUGCAGCUGGUGGGAGCAUCCAGUAUGUUCCUGGCUGCCAAGUUUGAGGAAAUCUACCCGCCAGAAGUUGGCGACUUUGUCUAUAUCACGGACGACACCUACACAAAGAUACAGAUAGCGCGAAUGGAAGCUAUCGUUUUGAAGGCCCUGGACUUCAACCUGCUGUCCCCCACUGCCCAUACCUUCCUGCAGCGCUACCUCAGGGUCUCAGAGGUUGAGCAGGAUCACUCUGGUCUCACUGGUCUGGUGGGGAGUAGCCCCAGUAAAGCCAAGCAGCAGUGUUCAUCACUAGCCAUGUACCUGUGUGAGCUGGCCCUGUUGAAUGGAGACCCCUAUCUCAAAUACACCCCCUCAGUGAUCGCCGCCUCCUCUCUCUGUCUCGCUAGACACACUCUACAGCAGCAGGCAUGGACGCGGUCUCUCCAGCACUACUCUGGCUACAGUGUGUCUGACGUCAGCAACUGUGUGCAGGACCUCCAUCGAACCUUUGCCAUGGCCCCUGCCCACCCCCAGCAGGCCAUUCAACUCAAGUACAACACUGACAAGUACCACACGAUCUCAUCUCUCAAGGCCCCUGAAACAUUGCCCUGCUAACUGAAUUGACACCAGACUUUUGCUUCACUAUUUUUGUAUGUUCCCUCACAAAUAAUUACUUUUUUUAGAGCCAGAGACACUAUUUCAAUGGAUCAGCACACCUAUUUUAUCCCAGCACUUCUUUUGUUCCUGUGUGAAUUGCAAUUUGGCAUUCUUGUGGUUUAUUUAUGCAUUCCAUUCAAUGAUUAUUUUAACCUCGAA